AUGUCGACGCACCAUCACACGUCCUACAUCGCCGUGAUCGGGGGCACUGGGGCCCAAGGCAUCCCAGUUGUGCGCGGUCUGGUCAAGGACAAACACUACAAAUGUCGAGUCAUGACCCGAGACGUGAAUUCUCACAGGGCCAAAGAACUGAUUGCAAUGGGAAAUGUUGAGUUGAUGGAGGGCACCUUCGCCAGUGAGGAAGAUCUUCGCAAACUCUUCCGUGGCUGUGACGGAGCCUUUGUCAACAUUGACGGUUUCAACUGCGGAGAGAAGACAGAAAUCUAUUGGGCAAUCAGAUCAUACGAGCUGGCUCUCGAGGAGGGCAUCAAGCUUUAUGUCUAUGGGAACCUAGACUACGUCUACAAAAAGAGCGGCUAUGAUCCCAAAUUUCGGACCGGUCACUAUGAUGGCAAAGGCAGGGUCGGAGAAUGGAUCCUUGCUCAGAACCAGGUCAAUAGCCACCGCAUGGGAGUCGCAGUUUUUACCACUGGACCUUACAUCGAAAUGAGCAUCGCCAAACAAACCAUCUUCACGCCCACAGUCGAGAACGGUACUGUGACAUGGCGUUGCCCAGUUGGAGACGGGGCGGUAGUCCACGUCUCCCUCGACGACUGCGAGUAUUACGUUCGCUGGCUGUUCGACCAUCCAGAGCGGUCGAACGGCAUGGAUCUCGAAGUUGCAAUCGACCACAUUCACUAUGCCGACCUGGCCAAGGCGUUUGAGAAAGUCACCGGCCACCCAGCCAGAUACAUAGACACUGAUCUCGACACCUAUUGGUUGAAUGGAAACGUGGCGGGUGCUGCGAACACUGGAGCAGGGUACAACUCGGACCCCAACGACCCUGCCUUCAUGACGUUCAAACAGAAUUUCACUGGAUUCUUCAACAUGUGGAAGUAUUCUGGUCACAAUGAGGGUGUCAUUCGUCGAGAUUAUAAGCUCCUAGACGAGAUUCAUCCCACCAGGAUCAGGAGCGCAGAAGAGUUCUUUCGCAGGGAAGACGCUCGGGGAAGGAAACUGGGACUAGGCAGUCUUUGGGAUCGGGUCCAGGAGAAGAAUCUCAAGCCAGUGCUCAAGAUUGGUGAAGACAGGCGGAGGGGAAGACUGUAA
Messenger RNA from Cladophialophora psammophila CBS 110553, 1107 nucleotides. RefSeq lists its product as uncharacterized. The coding region runs from base 1 to 1107 and encodes 368 amino acids. Lineage: Eukaryota; Fungi; Ascomycota; Eurotiomycetes; Chaetothyriales; Herpotrichiellaceae. The record is from RefSeq and is a predicted model, not a curated record. The transcript has a single exon.